AUGUGGAAUGGGGCCACUAGAUGGAUAUUGUUUGAAGCAUUUUGGGCAGCAGGUAAUCCGAAUGAUAUCAAUGUCAAGUCCAGCUUGAACAUAGAUGGUGCAGAUAUCAGAAGGAAUAUCAAGAUUCCGAAGUGGUUCAAGUACUACUCCAGCAGACUGCAGAGCAACAUGGAGAAGUUGCAGGAUGACAGCACGUCCGGUGAGCGUGCCUUUGACUUUGCCCCCGGUGUCAUGCAGCAGGGCCCAGGGCUCGAUAGCGACCGACUCCCGCACCUCAGCACCUCUCCUCCUCCCCCUACCAGUCUCCCCCGUUAUCCCCUCAAAUUGCGUCCGCUUGGGCGCGUUUUGACGCGUCUCAUUGGCUCCCUCAGCACACAUAUCCAUGGGGAGGCCCUCAACGCGUCCAGUGGUCAUGUGGGCCCCCAACCAGCUGACUCUGCCCAUCCAGGGGGACAUGGCAAAAGAGAUGCCAUAUCUUGCUCUAGACGUCCGCUCAAACGCCUAAGCCAUUCGCCGUUGUUUGCCCUCCCUGCAGGCGCUGCAGUGGUGCCAAACCACCACGAGGUGGGGAGAUCAUAUCUCGGUGAGUUCUUCACCUUAUAUCCUGUUCUUGGGCUCGUUCUUACUCGCCUAUGGCUCCACAACAUGGGCCCACCGCUUGCGAACAGGCCGCUUGCGAAUCGUCCUCCCCAACGACGAGAUACUGCCUCAUGGUGCCCUUCAGGAGGAGGGAGCAUAUCUCAUGCGUACCGGCUGGCUGCGAGUCGAGGGCCCCUCAUCGAGAUACUUCCCCCAGAGACCCCUCAGGAGAGGGUGUCAUAUCUCAGACAUGGACACACUGUCCCUCUGCGAAUCGCUUGCGGAUCCAUUCCCUCAGCAUCGAAAUACUUCCCCAUCUCCCCCCCUCCCCUCUAG
Messenger RNA from Pleurotus ostreatus (oyster mushroom), 915 nucleotides. RefSeq lists its product as uncharacterized. The record is from RefSeq and is a predicted model, not a curated record. The transcript is spliced from 5 exons. Lineage: Eukaryota; Fungi; Basidiomycota; Agaricomycetes; Agaricales; Pleurotaceae. Bases 1 to 915 code for a protein of 304 amino acids.